Molecule: messenger RNA, 945 nt
Organism: Artibeus jamaicensis (Jamaican fruit-eating bat)
Lineage: Eukaryota; Metazoa; Chordata; Mammalia; Chiroptera; Phyllostomidae
Product: olfactory receptor 24
Exons: 1
Coding region: 1-945 (314 amino acids)
Biological process (GO): G protein-coupled receptor signaling pathway
Cellular component (GO): membrane
Molecular function (GO): G protein-coupled receptor activity; olfactory receptor activity
Source: RefSeq, a predicted model, not a curated record
AUGCCCAUGGACCCGAGGAACCACACCAGCACAUCUGAAUUCAUCCUGCUCGGACUUUCAGAAAAACCAGAGGUGGACACACUGCUCUUUGCUCUGUUCUUUUGCAUGUAUGUGGUCACGGUGGUGGGGAACCUGCUCAUCAUCCUGGCCAUCAGCUCGGACUCCCACCUCCACACGCCCAUGUACUUUUUCUUAGCCAACCUGUCCUUGGUUGAUUUUGGCCUGGUCACCAACACUGUCCCCAAAAUGCUGGUGAACAUUCAAACUAAGAACAAGUCCAUCUCCUAUCCUUGCUGCCUGACCCAAAUGUACUUUUUCCACUUUUUUGGCAUUGUUGACACUGUCUUAAUUGCUGUGAUGGCUUAUGACAGGUUCGUGGCUAUCUGUCACCCCUUACACUAUUCCACCAUCAUGAGCCCACGCGUCUGUGGCCUGCUGGUCGGUGUCCCCUGGGUGUUUUCCUGCUUCAUCUCCCUCACACACAUCCUCCUGAUGGCACGCCUGGUUUUCUGUGGCAACAAGGUUCCUCACUACUUCUGCGACCUCACUCCCCUUCUUAGACUUUCCUGCACCGACACUUUGGUGAACAGGAUCUUCGUGCUCAUCGUGGCCGGGAUGGUGAUAGCCACACCUUUCAUCUGCAUCCUGGCCUCCUAUGCUCGCAUCAUCGUGGCCAUCAUGCAGGUCCCCUCUGCAGGUGGCAGGAAGAAAGCCUUUUCCACCUGCAGCUCCCACCUCUCUGUGGUCGCCCUCUUCUAUGGGACCACCAUUGGGGUCUAUUUGUGCCCUUCAUCUGUCCGCACGGCUGUGAAGGAGAAAGCCUCUGCUGUAAUGUACACUGCGGUCACCCCCAUGCUGAACCCCUUUAUCUACAGCCUGAGGAACAAAGACCUCAAGGGGGCCCUGAGGAAGCUCAUCUACAGAAAAAUCACUCCAUCUUCCUAG